AUGGAGCUGAAGUUUAUUGGUUACAAAAAGCAACGUUUCAGCUCUAUUUUCACUGCCUGGAGCCUCCAGAAUGGUGCUGUGGACUUUGCGUCUCUCCAUGAAGGAAACAAUAAUAAAAUGUACCAACCGGCCUCUAACGUGGUGACGAUGCAGCCGGGACCUGUGUCCUAUCAGCCCCCCCAGAAGGAUUAUUUGGUUUGGUCCAUCAUUAACCUGAUCUGCUGCUGUCUGCCGCUCGGGAUCGCCGCCCUCAUCUUCUCCAUCAAGACCCGCGAUGCCACUCACCAGAAUAACGCCUCCCUGGCCGCCAAGCACUCCGGCACCGCCAAAAACCUGAAUAUCGCCGCCACAGUGAUCGGCGUGGUUGUAACCAUCAUCUUUCUGAUCCUUUACUUUGUCGUUAUUUUACACUAUAAGCCUCCCGAAUAACACCCCCGAGAGGGAAAAUAUUCAAUAAAAUCCUCUUACACUCC
This is a messenger RNA of Hyla sarda, 473 nucleotides long. RefSeq names its product dispanin subfamily A member 2b-like. The record is from RefSeq and is a predicted model, not a curated record. NCBI's taxonomy places the organism in Eukaryota, Metazoa, Chordata, Amphibia, Anura, Hylidae. The transcript has 3 exons. The coding region runs from base 1 to 429 and encodes 142 amino acids. Gene Ontology annotation, cellular component: membrane.